UGUACCGAAUUUUCCUUUGUUUUUCUACAACUAUUGCUCAUCAUUGUUCUCUGUUUCUCUACAAUUCAUGCUUAUCAUUUGUGGCCGAGUUGCAUGAUAAAUAGGCGGAGAUCUUGACAAAAUUCUAGUACUUUGUAAAUUGUAAUACUUGGGGAAUCGGCGUGGAUGUUUCGGGGUUUAAGUUGUGGUUGAGUGCUUAAAUUUCCUCUAUUUUCUUGAAAGAAUAGUUAGCGGUAGUAAACGUUUCCAGCAAUACUCCUAUGUUCAAACUUGAAAACCAGACCUUCCUGCUCACAAAAAAUGGAAGGCUUCGCUUCAUGUCAGCUUCUACAGCUGCUGCAGUGGCAGAUGCAACAAUAAACCCUUAUUUUCAUCAACAAAAUUGCACAAAUCCGUAUACCCAGGUACAACCACCACCAGAAUCUUAUUUUUCUCAGAAGUUGGAGCCCAAAGUUUGCAUCUCUUGGCUGCUAAAGUGUAGAAACAAACUUCAGAUUAGACAAGUUCAUGCCCAUGUGGCUGUGAAUGGGUUGCUCCAGAACCUCAUUGUUGCUAAUAAGCUCCUUUACAUAUAUGUCCAGCAUAAGGCUCUGGGUGAUGCUUACUCCUUAUUUGGUGGGAUGAGAAAGAGAAACCCAGUUAGUAAUAGUGUAAUGGUUGGUGGGUUUGCUAAAGUUGGUGAUUAUAUCAACUGUUUUGGGACAUUUAGGGAGAUUAUUCGGUGUGGGGUGUGGCUGGAUAAUUAUACAAUGCCUUCUGUGAUAAGGGCUUGUAGGGAUAUAACGGACCUCCAAAUGGGUAGACUGAUUCAUGUAAUCGCUUUGAAAUAUAAUUUGGAGUUGGAUAAUUUUGUUUGUGCUGCGCUUGUGGAUAUGUAUGCAAAAUGUAGGGCAAUUCAGGAUGCUUGGCAAUUGUUUGUUAAAAUGCAAACGAGGGACCUUGUGACGUGGACGGUGAUGAUUGGCAUGUAUGCCGACUGUGGGAAUGCUACUAAGUCGCUGGUUUUGUUUGAUCAGAUGAGAGAGGAAGGCGUUGUCCUAGAUAAGGUUGCCAUGGUGACCGUUGUUUAUGCUUGUGCAAAAUUGGGGGCCAUGCAUAAGGCUAUACUUAUUCAUGAUUAUAUACGUAGGAAUAAGUUUUCCUUAGAUGUCAUCUUGGGAACUGCGAUGAUUGAUAUGUAUGCUAAGUGUGGGAAUGUUGAUUAUGCGAGGGAUAUCUUUGAUAGAAUGCAAGAAAAGAAUGUUAUCUCAUGGAGUGCCAUGAUUGCAGCUUACGGAUAUCAUGGGCAAGGCAGGAAAGCUCUUGCUUUACUCCCUAUGAUGUUGAGCAGUGGGACAUUACCAAACAGGAUCACUUUUGUUUCACUAUUAUAUGCUUGUAGUCAUGCCGGUCUCAUUGAAGAUGGUCUUCAAUUGUUCUCCUUGAUGUGGGAUGAUUAUGCUGUGAGACCGGAUGUGAAGCACUAUACUUGUGUAGUUGAUCUCUUAGGGCGUGCAGGGAGACUUGAUGAGGCCUUCAAACUGAUUGAGAAUAUGACAGUUGAGAAAGAUGAGAGGCUCUGGAGUGCGUUGCUUGGGGCAUGUAGAAUCCAUGGCCAUAUAGACCUUGCUGAACAGGCUGCAAAAUCCCUUCUUGAGCUCCAGCCUCAAAACCCAGGGCACUAUGUGUUGCUUUCAAAUAUUUAUGCAAAAGCAGGAAGGUGGAAAGAUGUGGCAACGAUCCGGGAUCUUAUGAUGCAAAGGAGAUUAAGAAAGGUUCCUGGUUGGACUUGGGUGGAGGUGGAUAAAAAAAUUCACCAAUUUAGUGUUGGCUGUAGGACGCAUCCCCAGUCACAAGAGAUCUAUGGCAUGCUGACAAGUUUGUGUAAGAGGUUGGAGUUGGCUGGUUAUGUCCCUGAUACAAAUUUUGUGUUGCAUGAUGUUGAGGAGGAAGUUAAGCGAGGAAUUUUGUACACGCAUAGUGAGAAGUUGGCAAUUGCCUUCUGCCUUGUCGCAACACCUGAGGGAACCCCUAUCAGGAUUACAAAAAAUCUCAGGGUUUGUGGUGACUGCCACACAUUCAGUAAGUUGGUGUCAGCUAUUACACAGAGGGAGAUCAUUGUUCGAGAUGCCAAUAGAUUUCACCACUUCAAGGAGGGGGUUUGCUCAUGCGGAGAUUAUUGGUAACUGGCCUCAAUUCAAUAUAUCUUCCUAACAUCCAUCCUUUCACGGAAGGGGUGCUAUUUUUAAUUGCCAACAGCCUUCGAGAGAUUUUGUAGGCACAAAGAAGAAGAUUAAGGUUACGUUUGGUAUGCAGAAUGGCUAUUCCAUUAUAAAAUGGAAUAGCUGUCAUUGAAAAUAGAACAAAGUGGAAUGAAAUAGUCUUGGAAUAACCAUUCUUACAUACUCUAACACCAAGGCUAUUCUAUUCAACUUUCUUCCAUUUCUAAUGAAAGCUAUUCAAUUUUUUAAUGAAAUAGUUAUUCCACGUACCAAACGUGUCUUAAUAGUAACAAAACAAAUGAUGGAGACUUGAUAUUCCCAAGAUGCUUGUUCUCUUCUAAGGAAAUCUUGGUUCUUAGUGGCAAGGGGAAAUAACGUUAUAUAUAUAUGGAUUUAACUUUGUAAUUAUUCAAAUUUACUGAUUUGAGAUUAAUGAUUUCUUCUGCAAA
Molecule: messenger RNA, 2650 nt
Organism: Alnus glutinosa
Lineage: Eukaryota; Viridiplantae; Streptophyta; Magnoliopsida; Fagales; Betulaceae
Product: pentatricopeptide repeat-containing protein At2g33760-like
Exons: 1
Coding region: 261-2165 (634 amino acids)
Biological process (GO): RNA modification
Molecular function (GO): RNA binding; protein binding; zinc ion binding
Source: RefSeq, a predicted model, not a curated record